Fusarium keratoplasticum is the source of this 465-nucleotide messenger RNA. RefSeq lists its product as uncharacterized. The coding region runs from base 1 to 465 and encodes 154 amino acids. The transcript has a single exon. Lineage: Eukaryota; Fungi; Ascomycota; Sordariomycetes; Hypocreales; Nectriaceae. The record is from RefSeq and is a predicted model, not a curated record.
AUGUCUCGCAGAAACAACCGCCGGGCACGUUCCGCAAAGCCCACAAGCCGUACCACUGAGAGCCAGUUGGCAAUCCCAAAGUCCGCCAAACAAAUCAAGAAGCAGAAACGUCGCGAUCGCCGCGAAGCAAAGCGGAACCAGGCGCGAAACCGUAUGCGAGAGCCAACUGUUGACAGCGACGGUGACAUAGACGCUAUUUCCGAGUCUGACGCAGAGUCUGAGCAAGAUAUCUCGCACCGAAACACCAGCCAGGAGAAGAUGGAUCUCGACCGACCUGGACCAUUUGAUCUCCAGAGACUCCGCACGGCCGUCACGUCCAUUAUCAAAGAGUGCGUUGAGGAGUUUGGCAUGGGGAGCAAGAUGAACGACUACAUGGACUGGCAGCCAGAACCGCCUAGACCUGUGUAUCUGGUGCUGUGGAGCGAGAUGCCAUGUUAUCCGGAUGGAAAAGUCCGCAGACAUUGA